This is a messenger RNA of Hypomesus transpacificus, 5674 nucleotides long. RefSeq names its product dishevelled segment polarity protein 1a (gene dvl1a). Lineage: Eukaryota; Metazoa; Chordata; Actinopteri; Osmeriformes; Osmeridae. Gene Ontology annotation, molecular function: frizzled binding. Gene Ontology annotation, biological process: canonical Wnt signaling pathway; intracellular signal transduction. The record is from RefSeq and is a predicted model, not a curated record. Bases 2109 to 3950 code for a protein of 613 amino acids. The transcript is spliced from 13 exons. Gene Ontology annotation, cellular component: cytosol.
AAGGGGGGGGGGGCUUCCUCUGCCCUCCUUUAGGGGAACUUCUCUCUCUCUCACAGAUAUUCUAUUGUCAGACGGGUAGCCAGUCAGACACGAAGCGUCUUUCUUUCUCCGCUCACAAAGAAUGCAGCGGAGAACUGCUGAACAGCCACCAACACUUAGAAUACUGUUCAUGUCUUGCCUGAAAAAAAAUUCUCCCAGUCUUUCUCAGUCCUCUGCUGGUGCUGGGUGAUGCUGAGGGCAGAUAGUCUCUGCCCGCCAGAAGCUCAUUCCACUAGAAACAGGCAGCCUCCAUACCCUGCUGUUUCUGUUUCCCCUGCAUGCUCACCACAGAGCCAGCUCUUUAUCUCUCUCUCUUUCUCUCCCUCUCUCUCCAAUCUCUCCAUCUCUCCUCCCCUGAACCCUUCAUCUCAGCCAGUCUGGCUGUGUGGAUCCGGCUCUCCAGGCUCAUUAAACUCAAUAUUCAUUAAUCUACGUGGCGCAAUUAGCAGCAAAGUCUGAAGCAUUCGUCUGAGAUAGUUCGAAGAGAAAGAAUUGUGUGUGUGCUUUGUGGGCGAGUGAGCACGUGUGUUCGCAUGUUCAACAUGUGUGCAUGUGAACUCCUAUAUUUUGCAGCACUUUCAAUGUAAUGGCUGAAAGGUUAAGGUUAGGGUUAGUGUUAGGUAGGGUUAGGCUCGCUGACUCCACCGCUACAGUGUCAUUUCCCUUUUUUUCUCUUCAAUCGUUCAGAGUUCAGAGAGUGAUGAGAGAUUUGUCAGGCCAGGUCCCUGUGCUUGUUCAUGUCUCUAGAAAUAGUUGCUUGCAGAUCCUCUGCUGAAGGACUAAUAAUUGCUUACCCAUUUCCCCCCCUCCCUCCAUCUGCUAGUUUGUGAGCUCUAAUUAAAUGAGAGCGUCGGGGGAUAGUCCCUGUUCAUCAACAUGCAGCUUCAUGGCUCAUAAAAGAUAGCUUACUCUGCCCAAUAGAAUCAGAUUGAAUUAGCUUGUGUUUGCUUGGAGCUCAUGACAAUGUCACGGUGGUCAGCUUGUGGCUUGGGUGCAGAGACCCAGCCAUCAUGUAGCAGCCUGCCUGCCUGCAGCCACGGUGGUCGGAAUUCCCCUGUCUUGUCUGUGACACAGGUAAGUGCUCAGUGUCUGCCUGAAUACGAGCUGUUUUACUGAGAACAGAGCAAGCUGAAUCAAAGUGUCAGCUCUGGUAAACAUAUCCCUUGUUCUCUCCUUUCUUGCAGAAUGUCUGAGAAUAAAAAGAUGAAUAUUGUAGGGUGACAGGAGGGUGAGAGGAGGGGACAGGUGUAGGACCCUAAGGGGAGCAUGGAGUUAUUGGAUAGGAUAUAUUUCAUGUCUACAGGCGUUCUACCUCUUACCCUCUUACCUGCACUGAGGUUAGAAGUGAAUUGACACCUCAGACACAGUGCAUACACCAAUGCCAAGACUAGUGUAACACUGAAAGGUUAUUAAUAUGAUAUUGUUAAAAUAAGAAACUUAAAAUAUAUCUGUUGACUGGUCAGGUAUGUAAAUGUAACAUUGUACUCAUCUUACAUUUCAUAUCCUGGUAUUAUCAAGCAAGUACUUUUUCAGAAACAAUUGAAAAAGUGUUCAAUUAACUUGGAAAAUCCGUGUCCCGUAAACUGUAAUGGAAAAGGAUUUAAACUAACAACAUGAUUGCAUCGUUACCUAUGGCGGAUGAAAUCGCUUCUCAUCCGAUUUUUUUUUUGCAGUGCGAGCUCAACGCUGUGAGAAACUGCCAUCUGAUUGGUCGAAGGGGGAUUAAAGCAGAUAUAGUUGUGUCGCGUGUUAGGAGUGAUUUGUAGUUUAGCUCCGUCUCAGUUUGUUCAGUUAGUGUGUGGGGCUUCGUUGACUGUUCGUCUGCAGCAAGUGCGAUAAGGAGACUGUCAGCACCCUGUUUCUAGGCAGGAAGACUCAUUCACUCCUGCCUGGGGCUGGGGGACAACAACCAGGCUGUACUCCCCACACUGUACUCACUGUACACUGCAGAACUGCUGUAGCGCCUCCGUUUUACUAAUGUGUGUGUGAGAGAGACUGUCGAGGUUUUUGAAUGAGAGUGAGCUUGCAUGUGUGUGUGAGAACACUCUUGGGGCUGACGUACAGUAGCAAUGGGCACUACCACAUUACUGGAAUGUUUCGGUCGCACACGAAGAACACAGGCCCGGCCACGCCCUCUACGCCUGGGUAGACCUUUCCAGCCAAUCCGCUGUUACCCUGAGAAAGCGCCACGCCCCUGCCACUUCCCUCGUAUCAACGGCCACUCCAAGUCGGAGCGCACUGCGCGGGACUCGGCCAUGGGCUACGACAGCGCCUCAGUGAUGAGCAGCGAGCUGGAGACCAGCUCCUUUGUCGACAGUGAGGAAGAUGAGGAUGCCAGCAGGCUCAGCAGCUCAACAGAGCAGAGCUCCUCCUCUCAGCUGAUGCGCAGACACAAACGCCGCAGACGGAGGCACAAAGUGGCCAAAAUAGACCGGUCCUCUUCCUUCAGCAGCAUCACAGACUCCACUAUGAGCCUCAACAUCAUCACUGUCACUCUCAACAUGGAGAAGUACAACUUCCUGGGUAUCAGCAUCGUGGGCCAGAGCAACGACCGGGGCGACGGCGGCAUCUACAUCGGUUCCAUCAUGAAGGGCGGAGCCGUGGCCGCAGACGGCAGGAUCGAACCUGGAGACAUGCUCCUGCAGGUGAACGACGUGAACUUUGAGAACAUGAGCAACGAUGAUGCUGUCCGCAUCCUCAGAGAGAUCGUGUCUAAAACCGGGCCUAUCAGCCUUACUGUAGCCAAGUGCUGGGAUCCAUCUCCACGUAGCUACUUCACGAUCCCCAGAGCGGAGCCUGUAAGACCUAUUGACCCUGCAGCCUGGAUCUCUCACACCACCGCCCUGACCGGGCCCUACCCACACUACGAGUUUGACGACUUGCCAUUGUCGGCCAGUAAGACAGACAUGGCGACCAUCGUCAAGGUGAUGCAGCUGCCUGACUCUGGUCUGGAGAUCCGGGACAGGAUGUGGCUGAAGAUCACCAUCUCCAACGCUGUCAUUGGUGCUGAUGUGGUGGACUGGCUCUACUCCCGAGUGGAGGGCUUCAAGGACCGCCGUGAUGCCAGGAAGUACGCCAGCAGUCUGCUCAAACAUGGCUACCUGAGACACACCGUCAACAAGAUCACCUUCUCUGAGCAGUGCUACUACACCUUCGGAGACCUCUGCCAAAACAUGGCGUCCCUCAACCUGAACGAGGGUUCCAGUGGUGGGGGCUCCGAACAGGACACCUUGGCCCCCCUCCCUCCCCCAGCCACCAACCCCUGGCCCCUGGGAGGCCAACCCUUCCCCUACCCCCCUUUCCCCUCCGCUCCCCCUGGCUUCCCCCCAGGAUACUCCGACCCCUGCCACAGUUUUCACAGUGGCAGUGCCGGCAGCCAACACAGUGAGGGAAGCCGAAGCAGCGGCUCCAACCCCAGCGCAGGGAAAGGCAGGCGCUCCUCCCCUCAAGAGAAGACCCACAGGUCCACUUGCAGCGAAUCAGAGCAAGUCGUGCGGGGUGUCAGGCGUGGCGAUAGGUCUGCCAGCCAACUCAGUCAUCACAGCCAUGCCCUCUCCAGUCACAGCCACACUCGCUCAGGUUUCAGCCACACCCAGUCUCACAGGAGUCACUGUCACUCGAAAAACAUCCAAGCCCCCUUCUCCUAUAGCCACGCCCCCUUCAGCCAACCUGUGCCCGGCUCCUGUGGCCACAGUGAGCGAAGCCACGCCUCCUCCUACGGCCCCCCUGGCCUACCCCCCCCGUACUGCCUGGCACGCCUCGCCCCCAAGACGUCCGUCAGCAGCAGCACCCCCCCUGGGGCCCCCCCAGUGAGGGAGCUAGCUGCCGUCCCCCCCGAACUCACCGCCAGCCGCCAGUCCUUCCAGCACGCCAUGGGAAACCCCUGUGAGUUCUUUGUUGACAUCAUGUGACAGACAGGACAGUGCCUUGAAAAGUUGCCGAGCACAAACGAUUCCCUCUGCCCUGCUCUCUCCGUUUUUCUUUGUCUCUCGCUCUCAUUUUCAUUCUUUUUCUCUCUCUUUUGUUCUCUCUCUCUCUCCCUUUCUCUGUCCCUUAGCUAAAUCUCUUUGCUACUGACUAUCCCUGUGUUCAGAAUGUAGACCCUGGCCCUCGACCCGUCGCUAGCUCAUUGCUCCCCCUGAUGUGCAAGUAAGGGAGGAUGGGAAACCAGAGCACAAGAGGGAGUCCUCAUACAUCCAUGCGCGCACACACACAGACACGCACACGCAGGUCCUCUGUCUGUGUGUGUGGAGAACCCUCCCAGCUCUUUUGUAUUGACGUGACAGUAAGUGUACAGUUUGUGAACCGUGAGUGGUAUUCAAUGUGGUGAUUCUAAAGAGCUGCCACACAGACAGGCCCAGGAGAGGGAACUCUAUCUGGAUGAUCUCCUGUUGGACCAGACCUAGCUGGCUGGAUCUGGAUAUCAAUCCCCCAGACUCGGAGCCACAGCUUUGGACCGGGUCGACCCAGGACUGGAGACCGAUCUCUUGGUAUUUCUCCUUCACAUCCUCUGCUACUAUUUGGCACUUCAGACCAAAAGUGCAGCUCUAGCGGACCGCCGUUCUUGCUUAUGCGGUAUGCCAGGGGGACCUGGGAUACUGUCACAUCUGCCAACUAGUCAGUGCUAGCCUUGGCCACUUAGACAGCGUCUGGAUCUUCUCAACGUUGUUACGGAGGAAAUGUGCCCAGUCUUUAGCUCAACUAGGCUGCAUCAUUUGCAUGACCGCUUUAAAGGAGACAACAAGAAUUCAUUUUGCUACAUAUUUUGAAAUUGAGGGUUACCUCGUGGCCAAUGGUCUAAAAGAGAAAUCCAUACACUGGAGAUUUUUUGUGAUGUUAUUUAUGUGAUCAUGUUGAAUUGAUGGUGUCAAACCUUGUCUGUCUCUCAUUGGCCGACUGACACAUCGACAAUCAGACAUCUCCUUUAGUGACCCAGUGGAUUGACCAUCACCACUGUCCACUGUCCUAGCUGUGCUUUGUUGAAUGUAUCAUUACUGCAGUAACCCUGACUACCACAACAGUAGCAUGUUGUGAACCAAUUUGACACCACUGUUGGCAGAGAAACAUGCCAACAGGAUUGCAAACAGUGGUCAUCCACCAUGUCGGAUUACUCAACAUGAACGUAUCGAGUGGAACAGAGAUCACUAGUACAGUAGCUAUAUACAUGCUCCCUGUACACAUGGGUGGGAUGACAUAGAGAUCAGAGGGAUGGCAUUGUCCUGUGACUGGUGGUGUCCCUACCCUGCCACGUCUCUGACAGGAAGGGCUGGGCUGAACAGGCCUGGAUAUUGAUUCAUCCUGUACACUAUUGUUCUGUAAUCAAGUGACUUUAGAGAAUGACAAGGGAAACCCCAAUCCUCAAUUCUGAAAAUCAUAUGAUAGAACUGAAUCGUUGCCAGCCCUGUUUGGCCCCAGGGCUGAUUUAGGUGUGUUGUACCAGCUCUGUCCACCCGGGGGAGAAGUAGCAGCACACUCAGUUGAAUAUCAGCACUUUCUCAUCUUUGUCUGGCCCUUUAGUAUGAAACACUGUUUGCAAUCAAAGAUUUCUCCUUUGUUUUGUUUCUUUACAAAAGAGGAAUACAUUGUACAUAGAAAUUUAUUAUAUAUAAGAAUUAAAAAAUAUAUAUGUACAAAC